Molecule: messenger RNA, 1355 nt
Organism: Gadus chalcogrammus (walleye pollock)
Lineage: Eukaryota; Metazoa; Chordata; Actinopteri; Gadiformes; Gadidae
Gene: cdip1
Product: cell death-inducing p53 target 1
Exons: 5
Coding region: 278-883 (201 amino acids)
Biological process (GO): intrinsic apoptotic signaling pathway in response to DNA damage by p53 class mediator; tumor necrosis factor-mediated signaling pathway
Molecular function (GO): zinc ion binding
Source: RefSeq, a predicted model, not a curated record
AGAAUAAUACAUCAUAGGACACGGUGGUGCGCUCUUCUGCUGGGUAAAUCCGCUGAGUAGAUCAGGAUGACGUCAGGUGUAAAGCCCCUCUCCACGGAUGUUUACUCCAGAAAGAUCUAGCUUCUAGCUAACGCCAGGCUACAGCCCCCUAACUUUCGGGUAUACCGCGGUUUUUGCCACCCUUUGCAGGAGGUGAAUCUUCAAUCUGGUGAGUGUGUCCCAGGACAGUUGUGCGUCGGCUUUCAUCUCCAGUCCUUGCUCCAUUCAGCGAUCCGACAUGUCCAGUGACCCCCCACCUCCCUACCCCGGAGGCCCAAGCGCCCCAAUCAUUGAAGAGAAGAAUGGGAUACCUGUUGUUACUGCUCCGAUGGCGGCGGCUCCACAGCAGGGAGCAAACCUGCCCCCGGACUAUGGGCCUCCCCCCUAUGAGGCCUCGCAGCCUGGCUACAUGCACCCUCUCGGCCCCGGUGAAGGCCCCAUGCCCAUGCCCAUGCCCAUGCCCCCGCCAGGAGUCUUCUACCCACCCGGUCACUUUCCUCAGCCCAUGCCAGGCCAGUUUGGCCCGGGUCCAAGUCACAUGGCCGGUCACACGGCCACCGUUCUGUCGCCCCCUGGUGCGGCUACCACCGUCACCGUCCUGCAGGGGGAGAUGUUCCAGACGUCCCCGGUGCAGACGGUGUGUCCACACUGCCAGCAGGCCAUCAUCACCCGCAUCACCCACGAUGUCGGCCUAAUGAACACCCUCUUCUGCCUGUUCUGCUUCUUUGUGGGGUGUGAUCUUGGCUGCUGCCUGAUUCCCUGUCUGAUCGAUGAUCUCAAGGACGUGACACACACAUGUCCUUACUGCAAGGGCUACAUCUACACAUACAAGCGUGUCUGCUAACCACCAACAGCUGCAUGCUGCAGACAUACCAAUAUGCACCGAAAAAACGCACGGCUCCUAUUGGUCGGUACGGGCUUAUUUCUCCGGCCUAUCGCUGUGUCCUGUACUUCCUUUAACCCCCCCUAACUGUAGUUUGGUUAUUAGUUGGCCUUGUCUUUAUUGUGUGAUGUGUACAUAUAUAUGUAUAUAAAAAAAUAAUAUAUAUACAUAUAUAUAUAUAUAUACACACAUGCAUAUGCACACAUGAAUAUAGACACCACACACACACACACACACACACACACACACACACACACACACACACACACACACACACACAGUCUCAUUACUAGACUCUCCAUGUAUAGACAUGACGUUUCCACUGUACACAUCUUAAACUGGGUAACCAAACCUAUGAGGCAUAACAUCCACCAGGAAAAAAAACAAAACGUUACAGAAGUGUGUUGUACAGAAUUGUCCAUGGUUAGGAGAA